Messenger RNA from Arabis nemorensis, 207 nucleotides. Lineage: Eukaryota; Viridiplantae; Streptophyta; Magnoliopsida; Brassicales; Brassicaceae. The record is from the annotation of a GenBank genome assembly.
AUGUUCGGGCAUAAGGUGGAUUGGUUGGAGAAAAAGCUAGAGGAAGUAAAGGAAAAGAAGAAGGAAGAGCAGAUUGGUGUGGCUCGGAUGCAAGAAGUAGAAGAAACAUUGACGAAGUGUUCAGACGUAAAAGCUCUUCUAGAGAAAGAGGAGGCAAAGGUGUUGGCUGUCAGAGCUCCUGCUCUAACGUUGGAUGAUGCUCUCUGA